UUAUUUUCCUUGUAUUCACAUUGAAACUCUUCAUUACAUUGGGGGAAAAAAAAAAAGGGAAAAAACACCAAAAAGGAAGAUCCGAAAAGUUUCCCACGAAAAUCUCAGAUUCUGGGAAAAGAAAGUUAAAGGAAAUCAACAACUAGAGAAUAAGGAAAUUUUUCAUUCCAAUCGGAAUAUUAUUUGGGCAGAGAUUUGUCUUUUUUUUUUUUUUUUUUUGCUUCCUUCUUGGAUUUGUUCAAACUAUAUAAAUCUAUCUUUGUGGGGGACACCAAAAAAACAAAAACAAAAAAAAGUUAAAUUUAAGAAGAAGAUCGUUUUUUCACAUUUUGUUCUUCAUCGGUAAAAAGGAACAAUCUUUAUUUCUCCUCUUUUCUCUUUGUGUUUUUGAUCAUUGUGAUCAUCGUUCUUCUUCUUCUUAUUACUUAGACGCAACAACUCUUAACAAACGAUUUCGUCUCUGGUUUCUUCUUUUUUUUUUUCUCUCUCGGAGAACAUAAAAAAGAGUUCUUUUGAUUUUUUGUCUCUCUCUCUCUCUCUCUCUGUGUGACUGUUUGUUUUUUAUAACGAGCCAUGUCCGAAACUCAGCAGCAGGUUCAGAACUCUACUGGGUCGAUUCGAUCUCCCGAGAAAAUUGAAGAUACCUUCAGGAGGGUGAAAGUUGAUGAAGACAAUAUGGAGCAAUCUAGUCCAUAUCCUGAUCGUCCUGGUGAGCGUGAUUGCCAGUUCUUUUUGAGAACUGGGCAGUGUGGCUAUGGAAACACCUGUCGAUACAAUCAUCCUCUUACUCAUCUCCCUCAGGGUGUUAUUUAUUACAAAGACCAAUUGCCCGAGAGGAUUGGACAGCCAGACUGUGAGUAUUUUCUGAAGACAGGAGCCUGUAAGUAUGGCCCAACGUGUAAAUAUCACCACCCAAAGGACAGGAAUGGUGCAGGACCCGUGCUGUUCAAUGUUCUCGGUUUUCCUAUGCGACAGGGUGAGAAAUCAUGCCCAUAUUACAUGCAGACAGGAUUGUGUCGUUUUGGAGUUGCCUGCAAAUUCCAUCAUCCUCAUCCCCAGGCUCCUAAUGGCCACUCUGCAUAUGCAAUGUCUAGCUUUCCUCCGUCUGUUGGUUUUCCUUAUGCCAGUGGAAUGACAAUGAUGUCUUUGCCUCCUGCAACAUAUGGAGCUAUGCCUCGUCCUCAAGUGCCUCAGUCUCAGGCCUAUAUGCCCUUCAUGGUUGCACCCUCUCAAGGUCUUAUACCUCCUCAAGGCUGGGCUACUUACAUGGCUGCAUCUAACCCUAUUUACAAUGUGAAAACUCAACCCGACUCUAGUUCUAGUGUAUCGGUGCCUGUGGCUGUGACAUCACAUCAACACAUAUCUGAAAGAGCUGAAUGUAGGUUUUUUAUGAACACUGGAACAUGUAAAUAUGGAGAUGAUUGCAAAUACAGUCAUCCGAAAGAAAGGUUGUUACAAUCACCACCAAAUCUCUUGAACCCUAUUGUUCUUCCAGUAAGACCAGGAGAACCAGCAUGUGGUAACUUCAAGGCCUACGGAUUCUGCAAGUUUGGAGCAAGCUGCAAAUUUGAUCACCCAAUGCCACUAAACCCUUAUAACAAUACGGGCAUGGCCAUGUCUCCUCUGCCUACUCCUUAUGCCUAUGCUCCACCUGUUUCAGCUCAUCUUAGGAUCUCAUCGCCACCAAUCCCUUCUGAUUCGACCACCCUCCCCAAUGGUAAACCCACUCCAGAGUCUCAAAGCUCAGAGACUGAGAAACAAGAUGAUGAUAUUCCUACAGAACCGGAGAAAACAGAAGUGCAUAACUCAUUGCCAACAAGCACCCUGCCCAAUGGUAAGCCUGAUGUAGAGAAUCCAAGUUCAGAGACUGAGAAACAGGAAGAGAAUGUUGCACAACCGGACAGCUCAAAAGUGCAGGAUCCAUCUGAUAAAUCUACAUGAUCUCAGAACCAAAUAUCAUCAUCACAAUCUGGCUGAGUCUUUCCCUCUCAGGGGGUAUCUAACGAUCUCAAAAAAUUGAUCUCUCUGCCCUUUUUGUUAAUUUUUUGGAAGGAGGGCUUGGAAAUGUUCUAUCCUUUUUGGUUUCUUUUUUCUUUCUUUUUCUUUUGGUUUCGGAGACAGCCAUGGCUGAAACAAAAUAGGAAAAGAACAGGGUUUCGAUUUGGUUAAUAAAACUUUGACAUCAUUUAGCCA
This is a messenger RNA of Camelina sativa (false flax), 2193 nucleotides long. RefSeq names its product zinc finger CCCH domain-containing protein 26. The record is from RefSeq and is a predicted model, not a curated record. NCBI's taxonomy places the organism in Eukaryota, Viridiplantae, Streptophyta, Magnoliopsida, Brassicales, Brassicaceae. Gene Ontology annotation, molecular function: metal ion binding; mRNA binding.